GGUGUUAGUUGGUGUAUGUGUAUGCUCAAGAACUGUCAACGUGUGUGCGCUCUGACUCGGCACACCUUAUAUCUAAACUGCUUCAGUCAGCGACUCCGACACAUUCAUAAGGUAAGCGCAGCUGCCAACAGCAGCAUGGAAAAAUUUGAUCUACCCAAGCGCCUUCAGGGCAGCACGCCCAGCGUAUGGAACGAAUAUAUUGCAUUAGCCAUGCAGUACAAGCCACUUAAUCUAGGCCAAGGAUUUCCGGAUGAUGCUGCACCAGACUAUGUCACCAAUUCGCUGGCGGAUAUUGCCAAGGAUGAGAACCCGUUGCUGCAUCAGUACACUAGAGGAAAUGGUCAUGUUCGCCUGGUGCAGGCACUGUCCAAGCUCUAUAGCGGCCUCGUUGGCAAAGAGCUGAAUCCGCUCAGCGAUAUUCUGAUUACUUCCGGCGCCUAUGAGGCACUCUACUCCACCAUAAUGGGACAUGUAGACGAGGGUGAAGAGGUCAUUAUUAUUGAGCCCUUCUUCGAUUGUUAUGAGCCCAUGGUCAAAAUGGCCCGAGGUGUUCCUCGUUUCAUUCCACUGAAAUUGCGAAAGAAAGACGGACCGAUUAGCUCCGCCGACUGGGUCCUGGAUGAUCUUGAAUUAGAGAAAAUGUUCAAUGAGAAAACAAAGAUGAUCAUAUUGAACACCCCGCAUAAUCCCAUCGGUAAGGUCUUCCAUCGCCAGGAACUGGAGCGCAUAGCCGCAUUGUGUCGCCAGUGGAAUGUUCUCUGCGUGUCGGAUGAGGUCUAUGAGUGGCUUGUCUUUGAUGGUGUCGAGCAUGUGCGCAUUUGCACUUUGCCUGGAAUGUGGGAUCGCACGAUUACGAUUGGUUCGGCAGGUAAAACCUUUUCGGUAACUGGCUGGAAAAUUGGCUGGGCCUAUGGACCGCAUCACCUGAUUAGAAACUUGCAAAUGGUUCAUCAGAACUCGGUUUACACGUGCCCGACACCACUGCAAGAGGGCGUGGCGCGCAGCUUUGAGGUGGAAUUGGCACGACUGGGAAAGCCAGAAAGCUAUUUUCUCUCCCUGCCCCGCGAGCUGCAGCCCAAGAGAGAUUUUAUGGCCAAGUUUCUGAGCGAUGCGGGCCUGCGACCCACAAUACCAGAGGGUGGCUACUUUAUGGUAGCUGAUUGGUCGCCGUUGGCAUCGAAGCUCGACUUGAGCUCCGAGGUGGACAAGUAUCGCGACUAUAAAUUCACCAAGUGGAUGACAAAAAAUAUGGGUCUGCAAGGCAUACCGCCCAGCGCCUUUUACAGCGAGCCCAAUAAACACUUGGGGGAGGACUUUGUGCGAUAUUGCUUCAUAAAAAAACAAGCGAAUCUAGACAAGGCAGCUGAGUUGCUCAAGAAAUUGAACUAAACUGUGUUUAUAGUACAACUAUGCAUUUAUUUGUUAUGCCAAUAAACGAAUUUGUUUUGAAA
Drosophila navojoa is the source of this 1451-nucleotide messenger RNA. It is a transcript of the gene Kyat, whose product is annotated as Kynurenine aminotransferase. Lineage: Eukaryota; Metazoa; Arthropoda; Insecta; Diptera; Drosophilidae. Gene Ontology annotation, molecular function: pyridoxal phosphate binding; L-kynurenine:2-oxoglutarate transaminase activity. Gene Ontology annotation, cellular component: cytoplasm; mitochondrion. Gene Ontology annotation, biological process: biosynthetic process. The record is from RefSeq and is a predicted model, not a curated record.